AUGAACAGUCCGUGUAUUCAAGAAGAUCAAAAUGAUCAAUCAAAUGUUAUAUGUUUAUGUCCUAAGUGUCAUUUUGGUUCCAUAUGUCAACAUAAUACACGUUUAUUAAGUUUUUCCUUAGAUUCAUUGUUUGCUAAUGAUAUACUCUCGAAUUCUGUUCGAAGUCAACAUCAAUUUAUUACUCUUUACAUUGUCAUACUUGUCGUCGUGCUAAUCUUCGGUUUUUUCAAUAACAUUUCAUGUUUUGUAACAUUUCGUCGUCCAAAACCUCGACGAGUCAUUUAUUACGACGUUGUUCCUGAUCCAAAAUACACGAAAACGAGUACAUGGUGUACGAUGCAAUAUUAUCAACAUUUGUCCAUUUAUAGCCAAACAAUAACUAUAUUUAAUUAUAUGAUUCCGUGUUUGAUCAAUUUUCUUUCUGUACUUAUCCUUAUUGUCGCUGUUACAUGUAAACGUGCGAAUGUCAAUCGAAAACAAUCGUGUAUGAAAGUAUUUCAACAGUAUAAAGAUUUAUUUAUUCCAUCGAUUUUUAUCAUUUUAAGUGCAUUACCUCAGUUUAUCAUUUCAUUCAGUUUAGCGUGUACACAAUUCUUGGAAGUUCCAUGGCAACGUUAUUUGAUCAUAACAUUCUACUUCUUAUCCUAUUUACCUCAAACGACGAACUACAUUCUAUUUAUUUUACCUUCGAAAUUUUACCAGACAGAGUUUGAGCAAACAUCAUUCGCACAAAUAUUAAACACAUUGAAAAGUAAACUCACAUGUCAUUAA
This is a messenger RNA of Adineta ricciae, 771 nucleotides long. The record is from the annotation of a GenBank genome assembly. Lineage: Eukaryota; Metazoa; Rotifera; Eurotatoria; Adinetida; Adinetidae.